UAAAAGUUAAACUGGUAGGAAGAGAAUUUAGAAAAAGUCAAUUCGACAGGAGAACUGCCGGAGUAUUCACACGUUAUUUUUAAGAUUUAAAAUGGAUUCGAAAUCUGUACUUGUGGUUUGCCUGGUUGUAUUACUGGAACUGCAUCAAGGCAAUGCAGCAUGGCAAAACUUCCUGGGACAAUAUUACAAGUUCAUAGCGCAGCCAAAGACAUGGUCCGACAGUAAUGCCUACUGCCAGUCCCAAUACGGCGCCAAGUUAGCCGAACCAGACGACAAAAUCAAGCAGUUCUGGAUGGGGCAGACGAUCAAUCAUAUUUACACAUCAAAUUCCCACCUAAACUGGUGGGUAGGCAUCACGGAUAUGGGACAGGAGGGACACUUCCGUACCGGCAGUGGGAAGCAGGUCACUGUUUCUGCUGCUGGACGUGGAGAUUGCGUUCACAUUGUAACCAACCCAGUGUCCUUGACCGACGCCAAUUGCGCUCUUGCGCAGCCUUUCAUCUGUGAAUCCUCUUCAAUCCCGACAACUCCUUCAGCCUGCACCGAUGCUAUUCCGAACUGUGCAGCUUACGGCGCCAGUGUCUGCACGGAGUACGCCGGCUGGGCAGGGAAAAACUGCCCGGCUUUCUGCCAACGCUGUCAACCUGCUACAACUACAACCACCACGACUACGACAACUAGCCCCCCACUCUGCGUAGACAGUAUUUCCAACUGUGCGGACUACGGUGCUUCUGUGUGCACUGAAUAUGCAGGGUGGUCUCAAACCAACUGCAAAGCUUUCUGCGGACUUUGUCCCGCACCGGCGUGCAAGGAUACUUUAUCCAAUUGUAACGAGUACGGAAGUCCCGACUACGCGUGCGCGUACAAAACCUGGGCAAAAAAUAACUGCGCCAAGUACUGUGGUCUUUGUCCCUAGAUUAUCACACGGUGUGGUGUGGUGUAUAAUGAAAUUUUAUAGACAUUUCUUAGUGAUAUACGCAUUGUGCAGAAAAUCCUGGAACUUUACUGCGGUUGAUUUUUGAGCGAUAAAGCGCACUCCUUUCAUUAAAAAUCUUUUGACAAAUGCAACUGUUAAUUAAAUAGUUAAGUGUACGACUGGUAUACUUUUCAGACCUGAGCUGUAUUUCUUUCAGUUGAUAAACUUCUUUUUCGACAAGUUGUUCCUUUGAGAUAUAGGCCUAACUCUUUAAGAACGUGAAAAAUAAUUUUUGGAAAUAAACAAUUAAGCUACAUUGUACUAUCUAUUACGUGUAAAACAAAUCACUUUGACUGUACACCUGUAGGCUAUGUCAUACAACAUUCGAAAAUGUGAUUAUGUAACUUUGUGACGAAUCGUGUCUGUUCCGUAUGGUCACUGUUUUUAAUGCGUCGUCGCAUCGGUGUAAACAAUAGCAUCUUAGUGAGACAUUGCAUGUAAAUUAGCGGCUAUUCAGAAAUAAUUCGUGUAUAAUUCAGUCGCAAAUCUUCGUGAGUUAUGUUUAUUGUAUAAAUUAGGUCAUUGUAUGGAGUGUAUAUUUGACUAGCACGAUGAUAUGUUACCUUACCAAUGUAUAUAUCAUAUAAUGUGUGCUGAAUAAAAUG
This is a messenger RNA of Lingula anatina, 1581 nucleotides long. RefSeq lists its product as uncharacterized. Lineage: Eukaryota; Metazoa; Brachiopoda; Lingulata; Lingulida; Lingulidae. The record is from RefSeq and is a predicted model, not a curated record.